CAUGUAUUUAAAAAGCUUUCACGCACUAUGUUGCAUAUGAAUACUGGUGUUUAGCGGGGGAUCCCACACAGAGAGACUUGCCAUUAAUGCCAUUACCAACUCGCUGCCACUCGCUGCCAGUGAUCAGCUGUUCUGCUGCGUGUAAAGGUCAGGAAUCACGCGACAGAAUAUACUAUAGUAUGGAUCGAUCUACACAUCUAAAUCAUAAUUCCGGAGGAAACGGGGAAUAUAGAGGAAAUCCAGUAAAUCAAAGGAGCAAUAUGACGGACAGCGAGCAAACGAAUGAAUAUUAUUGUGAGAAUAACUCACCUAGUACCUCAAACCCUCAGAAUCAGCCAACAUAUGCUGAUGGAUACGCCAAGAUACCACCAAAUGAAUCAAGACGGAGCAAACUGCAGAGGAUUGCACAGGAAGAAGAGGAGAAUCUGAGGAGAUGGAAAGAGGAGAAUCGCCCUGGUCCCAUUCAGCUGGCUCCAGAGAGACUAGGUGGUGCAGUAUCACUGGCAGAAGUCAGACAGAGACAGCAGGACGAAUCACGCCAUUCAAAGCAGAUAAAAAAGCUUCGAAAAGAGGAAAUGGCUAAAAAGACGAGACAGGCAGAGGAGGAGGAGAAUGAGAAGAUGAAGGCCAUGCAACGAGAGAAGGCCAAUAAACUAGAGAUGAGGAAAAAGCAAGACGACGAACAGAGACAGAAGCUGUACCAACACGACAAGCAAAGGAAAACCGAGGAUUUUCUUCAAAGAAUUGAGAGGUCCAGCACUACCGUUUCUAUGACAGCAGGCAAUUCCAUACCAGCAUCAUCCUGGGCUAAAUGUCAUGAGUACAGGGAAGCCAGAAGAGAAGAGGAGAAUGCUGACCUGCUUAAGAAGAAAGAGGAGCAGAGGAGAAAGGCAGAAAGUUUGGAGGAAAAACAAAAACAACAGGAGGAGGACAGGAAGAGACGGACUGGAGCUGACCAUCGGCGGGUGAACAUGACUUUCCUAGACCGUCUGGAGGCGAGUAAUUCAGGUAGGGUGCCUAAACCCGUGACCCAAACCCCUGAAAGCAGUAAUAUCUGUCUGGAUGAUGACGAUGAUGAUGACAAACCACAGGAUGCAGCCCUAUCCACAGUACCCAACCCAUCACAGGUCCACACAGACAGUGCAGAGGAGGAUGAUCAUGACCAUAUGUGGACCCUGAUCAAACUCCAGAAUAGGUUUCCAUACUAUGAGCGAGAUAUGCUGGAGGAGAUCGUCAAACAGUGCAAUGGCAAUUACCAGCAAGCAUAUGAGCUGCUUGAUGUGUAAAUACUUUGUCGUUUUGAUCCUGAGUGAUAGAUUGAUCCCAAUGUUGUUUUGUGAGUAAAUAAUGAUUUUUGGGUGAAGUGUCCCUUUAAUUAAUGAAGGUGGUGAGCUCUAACUAGUGUCCUUUGAACUGAAACAAAAACUUAUUUUUUUAGUUUGUGCAGUUAUUUUUGCUCUGACACUUAGUCACAGAGAAAAGAAAUCAAAACAAUGAAUCAAGAUUUGAGUCUGCUGUGGGAACAUUUAUGGAUCCCAUGAGUACAAUUCACAGGCUAAAUGAUGUGCGUUCACAAAAUCCAGAGGCUAAUUUAUAAUGAGGUAAAGGACUAGUGGAAUUCUGAACUCAUCCACCAUAGGGAUGGACAGUGAAAAACCCAACCAUCAUACAGAUCAUUAGCUUCCUGAAUGCUGUAAAGGUUUCUGCUAAAUCUGCAUGUAUUUAAAAAGGCUGCCUCUAUGUAUGUGAAAUAGAGUGCAACAGUCGGGUUCCUGAAGUAAAAAUCCCAUCCAUUUUCUCCAUGGAGAAAUUAUUUUUAUAUUUUAACAAUAACUUAUAAACUGUUAAUGGCAGACCUACUUUGAGCUACGAGGUUGUUAAAGGGAUAGUUCACCCAAAAAUGAAAAUUUGAUGUUUAUCUGCUUACC
This is a messenger RNA of Sinocyclocheilus rhinocerous, 1928 nucleotides long. Its product is annotated as epithelial-stromal interaction protein 1-like. The record is from RefSeq and is a predicted model, not a curated record. The coding region runs from base 87 to 1286 and encodes 399 amino acids. The transcript is spliced from 11 exons. Lineage: Eukaryota; Metazoa; Chordata; Actinopteri; Cypriniformes; Cyprinidae.